UAUUUUAUAUUCCGUGUUUUCUAAACCAACGCUUCGCUUCUGCUCCACUUCACGAGGACUUGGACGAAGUUGAUUGAAGCUGAUCUGGUUAUGUUGGAUUGAAGGGAUAUAUUCAAUUUUUCAAAAAUGAGUCGUAGAAGAGUUCACGAGGAAGAAGAUGGAUAUGAACGUGCAUAUAAGAAACGUAGAAGGGUAUCAGAGAAUCAAGAAAUUGAAGAUAGACUUGAAUCCCUUAUUUUACGGGUUGGAGAGAAGUCCACAUCUUCUCUGGAGAGCAAUCUUGAAGGUUUGGCUUCUGUAUUAGAAGCUGAUCUUGGAUUGUUUCGAAGUAAAAUACUUCGAAUUUUAACUGAUUGUGCUAUAAAAAUGCCUGAAAAAUGUACAAUUUAUACUACACUUGUUGGCUUAUUGAAUGCAAAGAACUUUAAUUUUGGUGGUGAAUUUGUUGAUUAUAUGGUGAAGAACUUUAAAGAUGCAUUGAAAGCUUGUAAAUGGGAUGUAGCUAGAUAUUCAUUAAGAUUUCUCGCAGAUUUAGUAAACUGCCAUGUUUUAUCAUGUGGUUCUUUAAUGCAGCUAUUUGAUAACAUGUUAGAUGCUGCUAAUGAAGAUGGAGUACCUCAAGUAAGACGUGAUUGGUAUGUCUAUGCUGUAUUAUCAACAUUGCCAUGGGUUGGAAGAGAAUUAUAUGAAAAAAAGGAGCAGGAAUUAGAUCAUCUGAUGGUGACAAUAGAAAUAUUUUUAAAUAAACGAAGUAAAAAGCAUCAGCCAGCACUGAGAGUCUGGUCAAGUGAUACUCCUCAUCCUCAAGAAGAAUACCUUGAUUGUUUAUGGGCACAAGUUCGCAAACUUAGACAGGAUAAUUGGGCAGAGAAACAUAUUCCUAGACCAUACCUUGCAUUUGACUCUAUCUUAUGCGAAGCAUUACAGCAUAACUUACCCACUAUAAUGGCACCACCGCAUCAUGAAUCUUAUUCUUAUCCAUUACCUACGGUAGUUUUCCGUAUGUUUGAUUAUACAGAUUGUCCGGCCGAAGGACCAUUGUUACCUGGAAGUCAUGCUAUAGAACGAUUUCUCAUAGAAGAACAUUUAAGACAGAUUAUUAACAAUUAUUUUUUUGAAAGGAAAGAUUGUGCAGCCCAGCUAUUGAAUUUUCCAUAUAAGGCAAAGAUACCGUUAGACUAUUGCAUUGUAGAAGUAAUAUUUGGUGAACUAUUUAGACUGCCAGCGCCAAAAAAUUUAGAAAUAUGCUAUGGAUCAAUUUUAAUUGAACUCUGUAAAUUGCAGCCAUCAACUAUGCCGCAAGUUUUGGCUCAAGCAACCGAGAUUUUAUUUCGUCGUAUAGAUAGCAUGGCUGCUACUGCAUUUGAUCGUUUUGUAUGGUGGUUUGCGUAUCAUUUGAGCAAUUUCCAGUUUCGUUGGUCGUGGGAAGAUUGGGAUUCUUGUUUACAACGUGAUCCAGAACAUCCACGUCCAAAGUUUAUUCGAGAAGUACUUCUUAAGGCCUUACGAUUAUCAUAUUACCAAAGAAUACGGGAUAUGAUGCCAGAAUCAUACGCUGAAUUGAUACCAGCACCUCCAGAACCCAUUUACAAAUAUACUUCUGAAGGAGCAAGUUCACUUCCUGGUACAGCCGCAGCUCACGAACUAGUUGUUUCAAUUAGACGAAAAUGUACACCGGAAGAAGUAUUGAACGUACUAAACACUUUACCAGGUCCUAGAGAAAACGAAGAAACUAAUAACUUUAAUCCUUUGAAAAUCGAUGUUUUUGUACAGACAUUACUGAAUCUAGGGUCUAAAAGUUUUAGUCAUAGUUUUGCAGCAAUAGGGAAAUUCCAUUAUGUUUUUAAAGUUCUCGCAGAAACGGAAGAAGCCCAAAUAUGCAUUUUAAGAAAUAUGUAUGCAUUGUGGAAAAAUCAUUAUCAAAUGAUGGUGGUUUUAACAGAUAAGUUGUUGAAGACUGGUAUCAUUGAAUGUAGUGCUAUCGCGAAUUGGAUAUUUUCUAAAGAGAUGGCCUCGGAAUUUACCAAAUUAUACAUAUGGGAAAUACUUCAUUUAACGAUUCGAAAGAAGAACAAACACGUGACGAAAUUGAGUACUGAACUAGCAGAAGCACGAGAGAAAUUAAGAAGGGCAGAAAGCAGAUCUGGAUCAUCGUCGGAUGAUGAAGAUAAUAACAAAGACAGAAACAGAGAAAAACCAUCAGAAGACGUCGUAGAAAGAAUGGAAGAGAAAUUGGAGGCGGCGCAAGCAGACCAAAAGAAUUUAUUUCUUAUUAUUUUCCAGCGUUUUAUAAUGAUUCUCUCUGAACAUUUAGUACGCUGCGAUACCGAUGGUAUAGAUUAUAAUACUCACUGGUACAAAUGGACUAUUGGAAGAUUACAACAGGUGUUUUUAACUCAUCAUGAACAAGUUCAAAAGUAUUCAUCAACAUUAGAAACGUUACUUUUUACACCAGAUUUGGAUCCACACAUCUUAGAUGUUUUCCAUCAGUUUGUUUCCCUUCGGGCAUGAGUGUUAUUUUUUAUAAUAACCAUUUUAUUAUGUAAACUGUAACUUAAGUUGACAGGAGAGUAGGAUUUCAUUUCCCAUUCUUAAGUAUUUCACAUAUUCAUCUAUGAGUAUACAAUCAUGGUUCUUUUAUAAAGCAAGUGACAAAUUUGCAGCUAGAAAAAAAAUUGUACGUUAUGGCAUAUUUCUAGAGAUAACGUAACGGUUCAUUAAUUUUCAGCAUAAUAAUCAUGUGAAUUGUGAUACAACAUUAAUGUGUAAAUGUUAAACAUUUCGUACCGCAGUUUAUCUCACGUUGAUGUAAAUAUCGAUAUUAUUUAUCCAUCUUUAAAAAUUUUUUUGAACAGAAUAUCGUAGUAUGAACAAUGGGUCAUACACUCCAACAUGUAAUGUAAAUAAAGGUUUAAGAAAUGCAAUUAUAA
Molecule: messenger RNA, 2930 nt
Organism: Megachile rotundata (alfalfa leafcutting bee)
Lineage: Eukaryota; Metazoa; Arthropoda; Insecta; Hymenoptera; Megachilidae
Gene: Cbp80
Product: nuclear cap-binding protein subunit 1
Biological process (GO): mRNA export from nucleus; nuclear-transcribed mRNA catabolic process, nonsense-mediated decay
Cellular component (GO): nucleus; nuclear cap binding complex
Molecular function (GO): RNA cap binding; mRNA binding; protein binding
Source: RefSeq, a predicted model, not a curated record